AGAAGAAGACGAAGACGCUUUUACGGUCACGUGAGAAGACAUUCAACAGUAGCGGAAGUAUAGCGACAACAGGAGGCCGUAAAAUUUAGAGACAAAUAUCUGCAAAUCGUUCUUUUGGGGAGCUAGACAAGGCGCUUGAGGUCGCGCUGCUGGUCGCCGGUUUCCCCACGAAGAGCCAAAAUGACGGCGUCGGUGUUUUUCGGCUGUACCUUCAUCGCCUUCGGGCCGGCCAUCGCUCUGUUCCUGUUUACCAUCGCCCGGGAGCCGCUGAGGGUCAUUUUCCUCAUAGCAGGAGCGUUUUUCUGGCUGGUGUCUCUGCUGCUGUCGUCUCUGGUGUGGUUCAUCUCGGUUCAGAUCAGUAAUAAGGAGAGUGCGGUGCAGCAGAAGGGUCUGCUCAUCUUCGGUGUGGUGCUGUCUGUCCUACUUCAGGAAACCUUCCGCUUCGCUUACUACAAGCUGCUGAAGAAAGCGAAUGAAGGACUCCUCGCUCUCAGUCAGGAGGAAACCAUGCCCAUCUCCAUACGGCAGCUGGCCUACGUGUCUGGCCUUGGCUUUGGCUUCAUGAGUGGAGCGUUCUCUGUGGUGAACAUCCUGGCUGACUCUGUGGGACCUGGGACUGUCGGGAUCCACGGAGACUCACAGCACUACUUCCUGUCCUCGGCCUUCAUGACCAUGGCCAUCAUCCUCCUUCACAUGUUCUGGGGCGUCGUCUUCUUCGACGCCUGUGAGAAGCAGCGCUGGUGGGCGGUGGCUGCUGUCAUCAUCAGUCACCUUGUGGUGUCCUGUCUGACCUUUCAGAACCCAGAGUAUGUCACCAGCCUCGUUCCCACCUACGUCAUCUUGUUCCUGAUGGGCAUCUGGGCGUUUUACACGGCGGGCGGCUCGUUUAGGAACCUCAAGCUCUGCCUGACCUGCAAAGACAAGGACUUCCUGCUCGCCAACCACCGACCCAGAUAACGCAGCACGCCCUGUGCAGCAUACAGGACUCUAUCCAAACAUCCCUGAGUUCACACACACACCCACACACACACACAAACAAACACACAGUGAGCAGUGAGAAUGAGCAGUUUUAACUCUGUGUUAAUCUGCUGGUUCACCCAGGAGAUAUUUAAUCAUCUUAAGACUAAAAAGUCAGAUGCUCAGUUUGUUUGUAGGGAUAUAAUUUACUUCUAAUGACGUGGUUUUAUUCAAAAAUACAAAAUACAGUGUCCCCUGUUCGUUGCCUGAUGCUCUACAAGAAACAACAGAUGAGCAAACCUACAGAAGAUAUUUUAAGCUGGGGUCUCAAAGUGUCCACACUCUUUCCAUUCUUCACACAUUUUAAUGUUUUCAACCAUUCAAAUGUGUCAAAUCUCUCUGAGGGUGGGUUCAUCAUUCAUGAGCAACACUCUUUGUGUAUAUAUAUAUUAAUGCAUUUUUUGAAUUCCCUGAUGUGUAGAUAGUGAAAGGUUUUAACCUUUUUCCCCAAGUUGUGACACACCAUCUUUAGUCUGUGUAAGAAGUUGCCUUUGACUCUAAAUGAACGCGGUGCUGGAGCUGAGAGGGGACAUAACUGGUAUUUAAUUUAUUUAAACCCAGUUAUCAUGAGAUCAAGACUCAAUUAUUUUUUAGGAUGUAAAUGAUCCCUUGUGGUAAAUCAUUUUACUUCCAAACAGUUUUUUCAUUCCACACUUGAUUAUAUUGAUUAUAUCGAUCAAGAAUUUAAUUUUCACCUUUUAAAAAGUGCCGAUACAGAAACUGUCCAUUCUGAUUUAGUCAGGUAAUAUUGUUAUCUUGAUCUAAGCAGACGCUUGCUAUCUUUAAAGCAACGUCAUGUAACUUUUACUCAGCAACAGCGACCCCUGCAGCCACGAAUGAUAAUUAAUUCUGUUUUGCUCUGAGUCUGAGCUGUUCAGUGGUUUCCACGGCUGAACAAUGUAUAUUACCCCUGAUCCCCGGCUUCUGGGGCAGAAAGUGCUGUCGCUGUAACAAAGUUUAUGAUUCUUUUUUCGUCGCUGUAUAUCAGGGAUGAACACUGGUUUUUAAUGACUUCUUAGUCUUUUUAACUGAUCUGCAGUUCAGCAUUACUCCUGAACCUGCUGUGGCCUGAUUCCAGCAGUUUAAUCCACUGACUAUCGCUCAGUUAGAGGGAGAUCAUACCUGCUCACUAAAGCUACAUGGAGCAACAGCAGGUGUUCAGGGCGUGAGUGUGAGUGACAGAGGCUCCAUUCUCCCCAUUACAAGUCAGUAUAACUGUUAAGGCAAAAUGGUUGCAUAAUGUUGCUUUUACAUAUCUGAGUUAAAUAAAAACUCUCCGCUUCCUUACAGCUUAACGUACGGUUUCUAUAUUUUUUUUUUCUCAUGCUCCUGCGUGCACACAAACACAACAGUGUAAAUUCAUAAAUACAAACAUAAUCAGGCUAAGUGUUUGCCCCGUGAUCUUUGAAUAUUUUGAAUUUCUUUGUUGUCUUUUUAAAAAAUAAAGCAACUGUUGUAGCUGUUUGUGGGCGAGCGCAGGAGUUACAUUACAUUACAGUGUUCAAUAUGUUAGAAUUUCUGCACAAUGAAUGUUUUCCUUUGCACCUGAUUUUUGUUCUGCUGUUGAUCUCCAUGUACAGUUUGUAUAGAUUUUGGUCUGCGGUUUUUCAGCGAGGAUGGGAUGGACGUUAGCAACAAGUUAAAGAUGUAAAUUGUGACCUUUUGUGUUCAGUGUUUCUUUUUGUGACUUGGGCUGACACUUAACUCCAAACAGGUAACCUUUCACUCAGCUGUUCACUUUAUUAAGUUCACCAGCCUCAAACUUAAGGAAUCUAAUACAAUAAAUCCUCCUUAAUGAUG
Lates calcarifer (barramundi perch) is the source of this 2817-nucleotide messenger RNA. RefSeq names its product APH1B gamma secretase subunit (gene aph1b). The transcript is spliced from 6 exons. Gene Ontology annotation, cellular component: membrane; endoplasmic reticulum; gamma-secretase complex. Lineage: Eukaryota; Metazoa; Chordata; Actinopteri; Centropomidae. The record is from RefSeq and is a predicted model, not a curated record. The coding region runs from base 181 to 957 and encodes 258 amino acids. Gene Ontology annotation, molecular function: protein-macromolecule adaptor activity. Gene Ontology annotation, biological process: protein processing; Notch receptor processing; positive regulation of catalytic activity.